UCCACAUUCUCAAGUACUAGUAAAGUUGUUUACUUACGCUUUCCAAGCUUUUUGAGAUCUUCCUCGUCUUCCCUUCCAGAAGCACACAUCCAUCACAAAACCAUGGCUAUCCGCCUUCCUCGUGUUGUUAGCGCUAAGAAAGUUCCCAAGGGCUACUUUGCAGUUUAUGUUGGAGAAAACCUGAAGAGGUUUGUGAUACCAGUGUCAUUCUUGAACCAGCCUUCUUUUCAAGAUCUUCUCGCCUUAUCAGAAGAAGAGUUCGGCUAUAGUCAUCCAACUGGCGGUCUUAGAAUUCCCUGUGAUGAAGACCUCUUUCUUGAUGUCACCUCUCGCUUGAAUUGAUUACCGGAGAAUUAACACUAAUUAGCCUAUACAAUUUUGUAGAGCAAGCUAAUACCAUGUAAACAAAACUUUUUUUCCAUCCUUUUUGCCCUGGGGAGCAGUUAUAAUUCUCCCUAAGUGGAAAAUUAGAGAUGGUGUUACUGUAACUUCAACCAAACCGUUCAAUCAAUUGGGAAAAUGACAGUAUAAAAAGCAUG
Messenger RNA from Theobroma umbraticum, 539 nucleotides. RefSeq names its product auxin-induced protein 15A-like. Gene Ontology annotation, biological process: response to auxin. Lineage: Eukaryota; Viridiplantae; Streptophyta; Magnoliopsida; Malvales; Malvaceae. The record is from RefSeq and is a predicted model, not a curated record.